GCGGCGCGGUGCCGGCCCCAAGGGGAAGGGAGCGGUGGGAUGGAGGGGAAGAUGGCGGCGGCGCGGGAAAAGGGGAAAGCUGUCGCGAAGGCUGUGAAGCGUGUUGAGUCCCAGUCUCCCUUUGUUCUGGGCUCCAUCGUCAGGAUCUUCAUGGAAAACUUUCUCACAUACACUGUCUGUGAAGUACAUCCAGGGCCCAACCUGAACGUGGUUCUAGGUGCUAAUGGCACAGGCAAGUCAAGCAUUGUUUGUGCCAUCUGCCUGGGACUGGCUGGAAAACCUUCUUUUCUAGGGCGAGCUGAUAAGAUCGGUCUCUUUGUGAAGCAGGGGUGCAUGAAAGGCGUAGUGGAAAUUGAACUGUUUAAUUCACCAGACAAUAUUAUCAUCACACGUGAGAUUUAUGUGGUGAGCAAUGCAUCAGUGUGGUUUAUCAACAGAAAACCAGCAACCCUGAAAACAGUAGAAGAACAGAUUGCAGCCUUGAACAUCCAGAUGGACAAUUUGUGCCAGUUUCUUCCUCAGGACAAAGUUGGAGAAUUUACAAAACUGAGUAAGACUGAGUUACUCGAAGCCACUGAAAAAUCGAUUGGUUCUCCAGAAAUGUACCAGUUUCAUUGUGAACUGAAAAAUUUCAGAGAAAAGGAAAGGGAACUGGAGAACUUGUGCAGAGAAAAAACCACCUCAUUGGAGAAAAUGAAACAGAGGGUUGAACGGUACAAGCAGGAUGUUGAAAGGUACCAUGAGUGCAAGCGCCACGUAGACUUAAUAGAGAUGCUUGAGAGGAAAAGGCCAUGGGUGGAAUAUGAAAAUGUUCGUGAACAGCAUGAGGAAGUGAAACAAAACCGAAACCAAGUUAAGAAAGAGUUGAAGUGUCUGAAAGAAAUACAGUCCCCAUGGACAAAAAAAAUCCAAGAAGCUGAAGAAAACUUAAAGAAUCUGGAUAUGAAAACCAGAGAUAAUACUGCUGAAAUCAGAAAUAUUUCCGAGAAAUGUAAAGAGAAACAAGAUGCUUUGGAGAUGAAAGAUAAACAGAUUGAAGAAAUUAAUCAAGCAUUCAGAAUGAAAAAAGAUGAAGAAACAAACAGGCAGAAGAAAAUAUACCAAACCCAAAAAAUAAUAGAGGAGUGGCAGAAUGAGCUGGAUACAAUGGCAGUCUGUGAGAAUCUUCAGCCACAGAUUGAUGCUGUUAAUAGUGAGCUGAAAAAAUUACAAGAAGAAAGGGCAAAUAUUGAUAAUGAUGUCAGUGAUCUAAGAGCAGAAAAAAACAACCAACAGCAGGAAGAGAAAAGAAUAAUUGAUCGCCUUGGACAACUUAAUAAUAUAAUGCAUAUGAAGGAAGAGAACCUUAAAAUGAGAUUCCGAGACACACACUCUGCUCUUAUGUGGCUAAGAAACAACAAAGACAAGUUUAAAAAAAACACUUGUGAACCCAUGAUGCUUGAAAUCAAUGUGAAAGACAGUAGACAUGCAAAAUACAUUGAAAAUCACAUUUCAGCCAAUGACAUGAAGGCUUUCGUUUUUGAGUGUCAAGAAGAUAUGGAAACAUUUCUGGUGGAGAUGCGUGAUCAUCAGAAACUAAGAGUGAAUGCUGUAUGUGCACCUGCUGAAUCAUGUGCUGAAAAUUUACCUUCAAGACCUAUUGAAGAAUUACACCGAUACGGAUUUUUUUCAUAUUUACGAGAGUUAUUUGAUGCUCCUCCUCCCGUGAUGAGUUAUCUUUGUUACCAGUACCGUGUUCAUGAUGUUCCUGUGGGAACACAGAAGACCAGAGACAUGAUUGAAAGGGUCAUACAGGAAACCAAUCUGAGGCAAAUCUAUACAGCAGAAGAAAGAUAUAUUAUUAAAGUAUCUUCUUACACAAAACAAAACCUCACUAGUAACAUAUGCUUGAAAGAGGCACAGUAUCUCACUAGUUCAGUGGAUAUGGAUGAAAGAGGACAGUUGGAAAACCAACGACAGGAUAUCAGUAAUACGUUAAAGUCAUUGGAUGCACGUUUGACUGCACUGUUCGACAGACAGAAACUUCUGGAACACAAAGACAAUAAGCUCAGGCAAGAGAAGAAGGAGCUUUUAGAGAGAGGAAACCGGAGGAGGCAGCUGGAAUCAAAAAUUGGUGUGAAGUAUGAUAGUUUAAGACAGCUAGAACAAGAUGUUGUUGACUUAGAGAAGGAAUUUCAGCUGGCAAAUGUACAGAUCAAAGAAAUAAAUAAACAGAAAGCAGAACUUGUUACUGAAUUGAUGCAUCUCAUGAAGAGGAUCAUACCACUGAACAUGGUCAAAGUGGCUUUGGCUCUUCGGAUGACCAGAGUGACUGCUGAGAAGAAUAGACUACAAUCAGAGUACAAAGCAGGAACUGCGCAGCUAAGAGCAGCACAGCAACGUUUUCAUGAACUGGAUAAUAGGAAGCAACUUCUUUAUGAGAAGUGUAUUGAAUUGUUGAAACAGGCUCGACACGUCUGCAGAUUGGGUCCAGAUCAAGAUUUUCCAGAAGAAUUUCAAGUUGCUUUUCAGACUCUUCCAAACACAUUGGAGGAAAUUGAUGCUUUUCUGAAUGAAGAGAAAACUAGGGCCUCCUGUUUCACAGGCCUCAGUGCUUCGGUUGUUGAAGAAUACAAUAAGCAAACACAGGAAAUACAGCAGUUGACGGAAUAUCUAGAGGAAAAGAAAAAUGAGUUGAAUAACUAUAAGCAAAACAUUUCACAGGUCAAAGAAAAGUGGCUAAACCUCUUGAAAGUAAUGAUUGAACAAAUUAAUGGAAAGUUCAGUAAGUUCUUUAGUUCUAUGCAGUGUGUUGGUGAAGUUGAUCUUCAUACGGAAAAUGAGGAGGAGUAUGAGAAGUAUGGAAUUCGCAUUAGAGUCAAAUUCCACAGUAGCACUGAGCUUCAUGAGUUGUCUCCGUAUCAUCACAGUGGAGGUGAGAAAACUGUUUCCACUAUGUUAUACCUGAUGGCUCUGCAAGAACUCAACAGAUGUCCUUUCAGGGUUGUUGAUGAAAUAAAUCAGGGAAUGGAUCCAAUGAAUGAGAGAAGAGUUUUUGAAAUGGUUGUGGAAACUGCUUGUAAAAAAAGGACAUCUCAGUACUUCUUCAUUACACCAAAGCUCCUGCCUAAUCUCACUUACCAUGAGAAGGUGACUGUGCUGCUUGUCUACAAUGGAACUUAUAUGCUGGAGACACACAAAUGGAACUUGAAGCGCUUCAGGAGACGGCAUCGGCGGCUUACAAGGAUGAAUGAAUAGUGGUAUAUGGCUAUAGACACAUAGUUCUGCAGAAAUAUUUUAUAUGUCUUUCUUGAAACAUCUGGCUUUCAAGAAUUCAGUAAUUGUCAAAGGAAAACCCUCAAAGAACUGAUAAUUGAGAACUUUGGUUCUUAAAACUUACACAAAUGUUUGACAGAUUUGAAAUGCAUGAUUGUCUUUUUCAAGUCAUUCAUAGUUGUCACUUUCUGCAAAUAACCUACUUUUCUCAAUAGUAGGUUUAACUAAAAAAUUUUUUUUUCCGAAUCUGUCAGUUAAUGCAGCAUCAGAAAUGCAGGUAAUUUUUCUAUAUUAUCCUGGGCUUAGUUUGUGACUGGCUCUUUUAAGAGGUUGCAUUUUUUUUCCAAAAAUUGGAAUUUGCUUUUGAUAAAUAAUUUUACUUCACCAUAUAUAUGGCUAUUAUCCCACUUCUCUAUUGAACUGCAAUUUUAAAAAAACAAUUCAGGUGAUCUGUAGAAAAAAAUGGUUUGUUUUGCAGAAAUAAACUCGAAAUUAAUAUAAAUAAUAUGAUUUUAUUAAUAUAUUAUUGUUGACUAAAUACUUUCUCUCAAAAUUAAUAAAUAAAUAUAGUAACAUUUCAUUUUGUAGUGCUUCUAGCAAGUCUCUUAGCAAGGAGACUAACAGAAUUCCAGGUCUUCCUGAAACAGUGACCUAGUGAGCUUGCAGAAGUAAAACUAAGCAAUAUAUAACUUCUUGUGUGCUUAUUUUUCUAAGUAAAACUUGAUACAGUUUUGAUGAUACAGAAAAUAGAGCUGCAGAUUUGACAUGUAAGUUAAACGCAGGAGGAUUUUACAAGGGGUCAGCUGCACUGGAAUGAUUGUACAGUCAACUGCUUUUCAACAGAAAACCAUAAAAAUUUUUAAUAGACUGUGUUUGCCAUAACUGUUAAGCAUUUGGAAAUGCAGGUUACAGCAGAAUGUUGGACGCCUAAAACAAAGUCCUGAUUAUUCAGUUAACUAUUAAAUAAGUAAAAUUAAACAAUUUGAUGUCUGCUUUGAGUGGGUGUUUUUCUUAACAGCAUCCUUGCAAUGAACUUUGCUAGUGAAACUGGUAUGUCAGACUUUGAUAUUCAUGUAUUUGAAAUAUAACCUCUCAAGGUUGCUGUUUCCUUGAGAUUCUCCUUGGGGUUGCUGUUCCCCAAGGUAAUAAGGGUUCUCCCAAGGUUGCUGUUCCCUGGGAGUUUCCUCUGGGUUGCUGUUCCCAGAGGUAAUAAGGUUUUCAGUCUUCUCUUUGCCCUAAGUGUUACACACCAGAGGUAGAGACGACAAGCUGAGUCCGCCGGUGCACAUUUCCAAGGUUGUUUAUUCUUCAUUAUCUCAGUCCUUUUUCAGCUCUGCCAGGCCUCCCUGGCAGGGUACCUUAUCUUAGUUCUUUCUCAGCUCUGCAAGGCAUCCCCAGCAGUGCAGGACACGCAGCAGACUGGGUGGAUCAGAGAGCCCCACACCUUAUGUACACCCACACCUUGACCCAACCACUGUCCGAGACGUAUUUUUUAUUUACAAAAUUUUACCAAUACCUACUACCUAUACUAACAUGUCAGUUCUACUCUAAGCCAAUCUCUAAAACCCAACUCAGCACAAGAUGGGGGACGAGAGCAAGAACAAGGAGCACAGGGGCCACUCCCCAAUUCCUCCAUCUUGUCUCUUCAGCCCCAUAUGCUAAGAAUCCUAAUUUCUAUAUUUAUAUUCUAUAAUAAACCAUCCACUACUUAUUUUAAAUUCUUAGGAUUUGUGAUUCUUCCUGCAUGUGAGUGUUCACUCCCAUGGACAGGAAUCAGAGUCAGUGUCCUCCUGGGAUCUGUGUGGGUCUAACUGACCCCCCUGUACAGAUCCCAGGCCCCCCUGUACAGAUCCCAGGCCCCCCUGUACAGUCUUGAAAUCCUCCAGGGCGGCCAGAGGAAUAUCCUGGACUCCAACAGUAACCCACUAGAGAAUACGAGCUGAAAUCUGGAAGGUUUUAGGUAUUAAAGGAUAAAUAUUGUAAUUGUUCUUUUGAAUAGAUAUAUGAGCCUUCAGUGCAGUGGAGAACCACACAUUCUUGUUACUGCAGGCCAGUGUUGGGCAAUGAAUUGUCUGACUGUGAAAUGAGUUCCUGGAGCAUUCCUAUGAUGAUUAGAGUCCCAACACAAGUUCUGAACAGAAGAUAUAAAAGUGUGGAAACUCUGUAAUCCAGAGUUGAUUUGGUCAGCAGAGCAUCUUUGACAUAAUUAAGGCUACAGGCCUAUCUGUCUGCCCCUGUAUUGAAAGAUCUUGGUUGUAAAAGUAUUCUUGAAAAUUGUCUAUUAUUGGGGAGUUUCUCCAUGUGAAUGGUUUCUUUUCCUUUACCCUCUGUUGCUAGUAUUGUUGCUGUUACUGUUCACUGUCAUAUCUCAUUGCUGUUUGCACUGAAUAAUUCUUACCUCUUUUAGCCCGUGAUCUUUGUCUUUUGUGCGUCCAGUUCUCCUCUCCAGCACACUGCAGGGGGAGGGGAAAAUGGAGCAAGAGAACGGUGUGUGGUUUGGAGAGUCUUGUGGGGGCAAGAAUUGGAUAGUACCAUUCCUAAACCAGGACAGAUGGGCACGGUGUCUGAUGGAAGGUGUCUAACAAGAGCUACAUCAUGGGAAGCAGGGGAGGGGGAACCUUGGCACUCUAGCUUCUCUGGAAAUAACUGAGCCAGAAUUACUUUCUUCACUUCUGACUCACUAAAAAACACAGUGUCCAAAAUUACUUCUCCUGGAACUUACUGUUCUGGAAGUGGUUUUUUUCCCCCAUACCUUGCUAAUUAAUAAUAAAACCACGAUUCAGUACACUAUAACUUGUGAGAGAGAGGAUAUGUGGAAGGGAGUUAAUCCUCCUCUCCUCCAAGAAAAAUCCUUCCCUUGCUCCUGCCUAAACAUCUGAAAAUCGCAUGACUGUUUCUAUGCUAUUGCACUCAGACUAGGCUUGCCAAAAGCCAUGCUUCUACGAGGCUCAUUGAUCCAGUGUCCUUUGCAUAUUCCAAUAGCUUGGGUGAAGGGCAGUUUUUUGUAGCAGGGGCUGAUCUAGUAAUUGCUAUAACCUCAUUUUACUUUGAUGCUAACUUCAGCCAUUUGCAGGGCUGAACUAGUAGGGAGAGGGGAGGUAAGUGCAGAAAGAUAUUUUUAGCCACUGAAAGCUUUUCAGGCUUGACUCUAGCAGUGUGGAAAGUGAGCAGGGAAAGCAUGGAAAAGUAAGGAUCAGUAACACAGUAGAGGCAGAAGUAACAGAGGUGAUAAGCGGCACUACAGCAGCCUACCUACUAGCCUCUCAUGUGGCUCAGCUCUUUCCAAGUGGUGUAAUCCUCUGACACCAGUUCCCAUCUUUAUGCUUUCCACCACAUUCCUCCAGCUUUUCUCCACUAAUCUGCUAAUUCCCCAGUUCCCAGUGUUUCUUCUGUUGAUCUGUUACCCCCACUAGGCCAAUGGGGGUUUUUUUGACAGUUGUACUGGUUUUGGCUGGGAUAAUUUUCUUCACAUAAGUUUGUAUGGAGUUAUGUUUCAGUUUUGUGACCAGAAUACUGUUGGUUACAUAGGGAUGUUUUUGCUACUGCUGGGCGGUGCUUUGCACUGCAUUGAUGCCUUUUGUGUUUCUAACACUGCCCCACUAGCAUAAGAAGUUUGCAAGGAGCUGGGAGGGGACACAGGUGGGACAACUGACCAAAAGGCUAUGCCAUGCUGUAUGAUAUCAGCAGUAAAAACUAGGGGAAAAAUGGAGGCGUGUUUGGGGUUAUGUCUGAACUAUGUAUGGUGGAGCCUUGCUUUUGUGGAGGAAUAGCUGAACACCUGCCUGUUGAUGGAAAAUAGUGGUUGAUUUGCUUGUUUUGCCUUGCUUGUGCACACAGCUAUUGCUUUCCAAAUUAAACUGUUUUUGUCUCAGCCCAGAAGU
Molecule: messenger RNA, 7136 nt
Organism: Prinia subflava (tawny-flanked prinia)
Lineage: Eukaryota; Metazoa; Chordata; Aves; Passeriformes; Cisticolidae
Gene: SMC5
Product: structural maintenance of chromosomes 5
Exons: 24
Coding region: 40-3237 (1065 amino acids)
Biological process (GO): double-strand break repair via homologous recombination
Cellular component (GO): nucleus; Smc5-Smc6 complex
Molecular function (GO): single-stranded DNA binding; ATP binding; ATP hydrolysis activity
Source: RefSeq, a predicted model, not a curated record